Molecule: messenger RNA, 2486 nt
Organism: Leptopilina boulardi
Lineage: Eukaryota; Metazoa; Arthropoda; Insecta; Hymenoptera; Figitidae
Exons: 4
Coding region: 66-2354 (762 amino acids)
Biological process (GO): peptidoglycan catabolic process
Molecular function (GO): N-acetylmuramoyl-L-alanine amidase activity; zinc ion binding
Source: RefSeq, a predicted model, not a curated record
UUUUAGAUUAUUAUCACAGUUUAUCGUUUCACUCAUUUUCAACAUUUUUUUUUUUUUUAUUAAACAUGCGACGAGUAAUAAUAGGAAAUAUUUUUGUGACACUAUUUAUAAUAGUCGAAAUCUAUGCAGAUUCAUUCUAUGAUAAAUAUGUAAUAAGUCAAAAACAAUGGAAAGCCCUACCUCAAAUAUAUCAAAUACCUAAAUUAAAUUGGCCUAUAAGGAAUGUGAUUGUUAUAACUGAAAAUACAGAUUAUUGUAAAUCAGAAGAAAGUUGCUCGGAAAUUAUUAGAAAUAUUCAAAAGAAUCAUAUGGAAAAAAAUUUGUCUGACAUAGGCUAUAAUUUUUUAAUUGCUGGAAAUAUUUAUUUAUUUAAUGGUCGAGGUUGGCGUUAUGAAGGACAACAUACUUUUAAUUGGAAUUCAAAGAGUAUUAGCAUUGUUUUAUUGGGAUUAAAUCAACAAUAUAUAUCGUUAAAUAAACAAUUGAGAGUAAUGAAAUAUCUUCUUAAUUAUGGUGUUCAAAAUAAGAUUCUAGAUAAAAAAUAUAAAAUUUAUUAUCAACCACAAAUUUUAAAGACUGCCGAUAAUAAUUCUAAUGUAAAACAACAAUUAAAAUUUUUUCCUAAUUUUGAUCGAUAUUUCAUUAAUGAUAAAGAAAAAGUGAAUUUUAACAAUAAAACAGAUGAAUUGGAUCAAGAAUAUUUUGAACCAAUUUCACGUGAAAAAUGGCACGCCAUUGAACCAAGGGGAAAAUUGUCAAAAAUAUUAUAUCCAGUGAAAUUUCUAAUAAUCAGUCAUUUAUCGGAACAAUAUUGUUUAGAAAAAUUAGAUUGUGAAAAGGAAAUUAAUCAAAUUCAAAGAAAUGAUAUGAAAUUAUUAGGAAAAAUGGAUAUUGGUCAUAAUUUUCUUAUUGGUGGUGAUGGCCUUGUAUACAGUGGUCGCGGUUGGAAUUUUGUGGGUGAUCAUACAACUGGAUGGAAUGAAAUAAGUUUUGGCAUUACAUUUAUAAAUUCUUUUCACGAUAUUGCACCAUUUGAUUUUUUAAUUGAAGCUAUCAAUAAAUUAAUUAUAAAUGGUAUUAAAAUUGGCAAAAUAAAAGAAGACUAUAUUGUCUUGAGCGAUCAACAAUUUCAUGAAAAUCCACAAACAAAUAAUUCACUUUAUCAAUUAAUUAAAAAAUGGAAAAAUUGGCGAGAUCUUGAUGAUAUAAAUACUAAUGAUGAUCGUGAAUCAUCAAUUGAAACAGAAACUGAUGACGAACUUCAUUUUGUUCAUCAACAACAAUGGAGUACAAUAAAUAAAAAUAAUAUAAAUAAAAUAGAUUUAAAUUCUCCCGUCAAGUACGUUAUAAUUGUAUAUGAAAAACAAAGCGAAGAUAUUGAAAUUGAUUAUAAAAAACAGAUACAAAGAAUGCAAGAAACUGCAAUUUUUAAUAAUUUAACAGAUAUUAAUCAUAAUUUUUUGCUUGAUAAUAAUGGUAACAUAUAUUAUGGUCGUGGAUGGAAUGUACAAUGUCAAUAUCAUGAAAAAUUUAAUGAUAAAAGUUUAUUUAUUCAUUUUUUCGAAACUUUUCAUAAAAAUGAUGAAUAUUUUAAAAUUCAAAUGAAAAAUUUAAAAAAACUCAUUGAUAUUGGUUUGGCAAAUAAUGAAAUAAUUGAUAAUUAUAUUAUUUUUGAUAGUCGACAAUUGUAUGAAAAAGAAGAAGAUAUAAAUGAUGAAUUUUUCAACCAUAUACAAGGAUGGUCACAUUGGGAAUCAUUAAAUUUAACAACAGAGAAUAUUAUUUUCAAUAAUCAGAAUUUUAUAAAUGAAACAAUUAAUCAUUAUAAAUUAAAUUAUAUUCCUCGAGAAGAAUGGGGUGCAUUAAAUUCAUCAGCACAUUUUGAAAAACUUGAUCUCCCAGUGAAUAUUAUUGUUAUUAGCCAAACAGAUACACCGACUUGUUACAAUAAAAAUGAUUGUAAAUUAAAAAUGAAGAAAAUUCAAAAACUAGAUAUUAAUGUAAAAAAUUGGGCAGAUAUUGGUUAUAAUUUUAUAAUUGGUGGCGAUGGUGCUGUUUAUGAGGGACGUGGUUGGGAUAAUUUCGUUGGACAUUUAUUUAAUUGGUCUCAUAAAGGUCUAAAUAUUGGUUUACUUGGAAAUUUUGAUGAUAAAGCACCGUCAUCAAAAAAAUUACGAACCGUACAAAGACUUAUUGAACAUGGUAUUAAAAUUGGUAAAAUCAAUAAUAAUUAUAAUAUUGUGUGUGAACGACAAAUUUCUCAUACUGUCAGUCAUGGUAAUAAAUUUUAUGAAAUUGUCAAAACUUGGAUUCAUUGGAAUUCAAAACUUGAUGACAAAUGGAAGUCAGUUUAAAGAAAAAAAAAAAAAAAUUCUAUUCUACUAGCAAAAUUACGAUGAGAAAGUUAUUAAAUUAGUUAAUUAAUUAGUAUAAAGUUGUUUGUAUUUAUUAAAGAAAAAAAAAUUACAUCACUUUGAUAUUUUUAA